AUGACGAGUGAUACUAAGGAUGACUUCCCUCCAGUCCAAGGCGGUGGUAGUUUGAUUCUAGCCUGGCAAGUUAAGAACAAACAUGUCCUCGUGGUCGGAGGCGGCGAGGUCGCCGCUGGUCGUAUCCUCAAUGUCCUCAACGCUGACGCCAACGUCACCGUCGUGAGCCCUUCUUCCGGUCUCAAUCCCGAAGUACGCCAUCGUAUCGCCAACAACCAAGUAACUCACGUCGAUCGCGUAUUCCAGCCUUCAGAUCUAGAGACGUUACCCCCGCAUAAUGGUCCUCCCGACAUGGUGCUCGUCGCCAUCGACGACCCUGCUGCUUCAACCCAGAUCUGGAAGCUAUGCAAAGAGCAUCGCAUUCCGGCUAACAUUGCCGACGUCCCGCCCGAAUGUGACUUCUAUUUUGGAAGCGUACAUCGCGACGGGCCGCUGCAGAUCAUGGUUAGCACCAACGGAAAGGGGCCGAGACUUGCUUCCAGUAUCAGGAAGUGGAUUGGGAGUCAAUUACCCACGAAUAUCGGCGAUGCUAUCGAGAGAAUAGGCCAACUACGUACGAGGCUACGCGAGAUAGCCCCAAACCCCGAUGAGGGUCCUAAGAGGAUGCGUUGGAUGACGAGAGUCAGCGAUGCUUACAGCUGGAAUGAAAUGUGCGCGCUCACCGACGAGGACAUAGAUAACCUUCUAAAAUUUUACCAUCCAAACGAUGUUCCCGAGUUGGACAUGCUUAAGGCCAUGCGAGGUGGGAGAGAGCCAGAAGAUAUCGACGUGUUCGAUGGCUCUUUUGGUUUCAGCGUCGUUGCGUGA
This is a messenger RNA of Daldinia caldariorum, 807 nucleotides long. Its product is annotated as siroheme synthase middle domains-like protein. NCBI's taxonomy places the organism in Eukaryota, Fungi, Ascomycota, Sordariomycetes, Xylariales, Hypoxylaceae. Gene Ontology annotation, molecular function: precorrin-2 dehydrogenase activity; protoporphyrin ferrochelatase activity. The transcript is spliced from 2 exons. Gene Ontology annotation, biological process: siroheme biosynthetic process. The record is from RefSeq and is a predicted model, not a curated record. The coding region runs from base 1 to 807 and encodes 268 amino acids.